Phoenix dactylifera (date palm) is the source of this 581-nucleotide messenger RNA. NCBI's taxonomy places the organism in Eukaryota, Viridiplantae, Streptophyta, Magnoliopsida, Arecales, Arecaceae. The record is from RefSeq and is a predicted model, not a curated record.
AACAUGCAUUAACAUACAAUUAUGAGUACAGAGACUAAAUAGGAAAGUCAAGACUAAGUCUCUCUGGUUGUCAUGCAGACAAAGGAUUGAUGACAGCAAGAUACCGAUGUGCCAGUUCUCAUUAUUUCACAAGCUUAAGCAGAAGAAUUUAGCAGAAGAAUCAUGAUCACUAUUGACAUGCAUUUGAACAGGACCUCAGUAACAACUUCCCAUCCAGGCAUGCAGUUGGAUCAUGAUUGUCAUGCUAGAAAACUUUUUUCGUCAACUUUGUUGGAACCGAUGAUGUCUUUGCAGGUGAAAGUUCAAGCAAUGAGACUGGAAGAUCAAGCACAGUGCAUAUGCUGCGUGUACAUGAUCACACAGCACAUGGCUCUCUUUGAGAUUUCAAGUAGUUCACAGGCAUGGGCAGCAGAAUUCAGCAUGUCGCCUUCUGCUUGCCACCCACCGCGCAGAAUUAAUCAGAUGGAUUUUUCCUCUUCAUGCAAGGAUCUUUAAUUGUAGUUUAUAGGGUUAUGAGGCUUGAAAUUAUUUCAGAAAUUUUAUUCCAUGCAUAAGAUUCUGCAAUUUUUAUUGCUUUCAUA